UUCGUCAAAGAGAAAUAAAAAACGGACAACUCACCAGUGAAAUUAAGGCAACAAUAUUUCAUUUGGAUAAAGAAGGGAGAUCAAAAACUGAAAAAUGGAUCCUUGUGAAUGCGCCAAAUCUGGAUCUUGCAACUGCGGUGGAUCCUGCAAGUGCUCCAACUGCGCAUGCACCAGUUGUAAGAAAAGUUGCUGCCCCUGCUGUCCUUCCGGCUGCAGUAAAUGUGCCUCAGGCUGCGUGUGCAAGGGCAAGACCUGCGAUACCAGCUGUUGUCAGUGAGGCCUGGUACAUGACCGUGACAAUGCAGUCAUUCCCUAUGAAUAUGAAAUUGGUUGUACCAUCUUGAACCUAGCUUUAGCAUUUUGUACUUCGUCUGUUAAAUGUAAAAAAAUAAAUGUCUUCAAACUUA
Coregonus clupeaformis (lake whitefish) is the source of this 407-nucleotide messenger RNA. RefSeq names its product metallothionein B. Gene Ontology annotation, molecular function: metal ion binding. The transcript has 3 exons. The record is from RefSeq and is a predicted model, not a curated record. Lineage: Eukaryota; Metazoa; Chordata; Actinopteri; Salmoniformes; Salmonidae. The coding region runs from base 95 to 277 and encodes 60 amino acids.